This is a messenger RNA of Puccinia graminis f. sp. tritici CRL 75-36-700-3, 549 nucleotides long. RefSeq lists its product as uncharacterized. The coding region runs from base 1 to 549 and encodes 182 amino acids. Lineage: Eukaryota; Fungi; Basidiomycota; Pucciniomycetes; Pucciniales; Pucciniaceae. The record is from RefSeq and is a predicted model, not a curated record. The transcript has a single exon.
AUGACCACUCUAACUCGCAAGGAACUAGCGGCUCCGACCCAAGGGAAGUCGACGAAGACCAAAGACGACCCGCCUCCGAAUACGGAGAAGGAUACGCCUAUGGACGUGGACGAGAUAGAAUCCGAAUGCUCGGAAGCUACCCCGAAACGCCCUUCUACACCAGAGAUCAGAAUCCUCACGAAGGAAGAACAGAUCAGACUCCGGGUCAGAGAGCACGUAUCGCUCUGGAAGCAAUGUCAACUAGCUACCCGAGAAGGGCCGACGGCAAAGCUUCGAGCCUUACUGACUACCGCUCAGGAGAGUCAGAAGACUCUACAGAAACUUAUAGACAACGACGAAAUAGAGAGUUACGUCAAGGGUUGGAAUCCGUGGGACGAGAAGAAGAUCCAUUUCCCUUCUCCACCAAAAAAGAAUCUAAUGAAAUUCAAGAAAAACGAGCCGGGAAAAAGACAAAGCUCAAGCUCAAUGAAUUUCUCAGAUCCGGUCAAAUGGAAGAAAGCCACCGACCUUCUUCAAAUAGCGGCCGGUCUGUAUCAGAAUCUCCAAUAG